This is a messenger RNA of Paramecium pentaurelia, 1067 nucleotides long. The record is from the annotation of a GenBank genome assembly. NCBI's taxonomy places the organism in Eukaryota, Ciliophora, Oligohymenophorea, Peniculida, Parameciidae.
AUGUAAAUAAAAAAGAUCUUUUAUACAUUCUGGAAUCUACCUAAGUCAACGAAAGUUAAAUAUGCUGUUAUUGUAAUAAUUUCUGGUGUAAUUAUUGCGAAAAAGCUUCUGUCCUAAUAAAAGUAAAAAAGAUAACCUUAACCUGCUAAUUAAUUAAGCCCAAAUGAAUCUGAUGCCAUUAUUGUUUAAGAAAUUUGCUAUCCUAAUAUUGUAUCAAAGGUAGAUUCAUAAAAUCAUUUGUCACAAUUUGCAUUACCAAGAUCAAUGGAAUUAAUAAAUUAACUUCUUGAUAAUUCAUCAAGAAAAAGAAAUGUUGAUGAAAAUUUAAAAUAUUAUUUAAUUGAAACAUUAGAGGAGAGAGAUCUAUAAAAUUAUUAUUCAAUAAAGAAAUUAUCAAUAAAAAAAUAACUAUAAUAAUAUUGCACAAAAAUGAUACAUGUAAGAGGUGAUGGUAAUUGUUUUUACACUUCUUUUGGGUAUUAAUUUAUGAAGAUUGUAAUUUAUUAGUAUUCUGAUGAAGAAUUUGAUUAAUUUCUUUAAGAAAAUUUUACAAUACCAUUUAAGAUAUAGCUUAAUGAUAUCUCAUUUGGAAAUGAAGAAUAAUAAAGAGAGUUAUUAAAUUAAUUUAGGGAUAGAAUAAAAUAUUUAAGAAACCUAGAAAAAUAUUAUAAAUAACAUGAGCACUAUUCAAAUUAAUUGGUGAGAUAAUUUAGAGCACAUGAAAUGUAAGAUGAUUUGGAUGGUUAUUUUUAACCAUUAACAACCCUAUUUUUAAGAAAUUUAAGCAUGCAUAUAGUUGAAUAAAGUGAAGAUGGAUAAAAUGUUGUUGAUAAAGAAACCCUAUUGAAAUGGGAGGAAGAAUGUAAUAGUAAUGAACAGGUGAUUGCAAUGUUAGCAAAACAUCUUAGACUGUAUUAAAAUCAAAUUAUUUUAGACACAUAUAAUUAAUAUUUUUCGCAGGUGAAGAGUUCUAAGUACUUGAGUAUUCCAAAGAGUAUGAAAAUAAAAAUAGGUCAAUAAUUUUGCUUAUUAAGCCUGGACAUUACAAUAUUGGUAUUAAAAAUUGA